UCUGCUCAUGCGCCCAUGAAGAGAUGCUGCUGCUGCUGCUGAUGAUGUUCAGAGGUGUGUGCGCUGCGGCGGGCUUAUUUACACCCGUUCAGUCACACUGCAUCAAAGAAAAGCUCUAGCGCUCCUUGGGAAAUGGACUUUCUAAAGGGAUUAAUGUGUCUCUGCGGUGAUACUUCUCAAGCUCUAAAUUUGCAUCAUCAGUCCCACAAGUUGUUCCUUCAAACAGUGUGGAAAGGAUUUACGCAACCACAUUACUGAAGAGGAUUCUAUGACUUGCUACAUCCACAAUUUAACUGCGUAUCAGAGAUGCCCCCUUCCAUAAUGUGGUGCAUUAGGUGGGCUGUCUGCUUGUCCUUUAUUCUCGCACUGAUCCCCAGGUCCAGAGGAUCGAUGCUGAAUUGUCACAAAAUGUGCAUAUGCGCCAGCAACAUCGUCAGCUGCUCCAAGAAGAACUUGACGAUGGUUCCGUCCGAGCUGCCCAACUACACAGCUGUGCUUGACAUUAGCUUUAACGAGAUAACCGGACUACGCGCACAGUGGACCAGGCACAAACUUCCCAACCUUCACAACCUCUUGCUCAGCCACAAUGGUUUGUCGUUCAUCUCUUCUGACGCGUUCAUUUUCGUACAGGAAUUGCGCUACUUGGAUCUGUCAUCGAAUAAACUGCGACAGCUAGACGAGUUCAUUUUCGAGCCGCUGACACAUCUGGAGGUUCUGCUGCUCUACAACAACCAGAUCUCGCAGAUCGACCGCACAGCCUUCUCGGGCCUCAACAGCCUGCAGAAGCUGUACCUGAGCCAGAACCAGGUGUCCCGCUUCCCCCUGGAGCUCGUCAAGGACAAGAGCCGUCUGGACAAGCUGAGCCUGUUGGACUUGUCUUCCAAUCGGAUCAAAGUUCUCCCCAUACAAGACCUCCAGCCGCUGCCGGCCUGGAUCAAGAACGGGCUGUAUUUCCACAACAACACCCUCAUCUGCGACUGUGAGCUGUACAGUUUGAUGGCUCAUUGGUAUAUCCGACGGCUCAAUUCAGCUGUGGACUUCAAGGACGAACACACCUGUGUGCACCCCAGCCCAGAUAAACGGGUGCUGCGUUUAUACGAUCUCAACACUCAUAUGAACUGCAGCACAUUUAAAGAAACCGACCAAGAGGCUUAUUUGGAGCAGACGCUCACCCUCAGCUGUGAUACCAAACAGCGGAAUAUGACCAAGACCUGGAUGCUGCCUGGAAACAUAAUCGUUCCUUCUGACAGGAACCAGAGCGAUACAAAUAAUGCCAAGUUUGUGAGUAAUGGCACCCUUGAGAUAAAAUCGAUACUCCCUGAGGACUCAGGUGUGUACACUUGCUUCGCUGUGAGUGAGUACUUCAACGAAACGCUCUAUGUGGUGGUCAGAGUCCACAACUACACCAUCAACGGCAACAGCGAGACGCUCAACACUGCGUACACCACUCUGGUGGGCUGCUUGGCCAGCGUGGUCCUGGUACUUAUCUAUUUGUACCUGACACCCUGCCGCUGCUUCUGCUGUCCAGACCAGGGCAAAAAGAACCAGCAUGAAGACAGCAUCCACUCCUCCAUGCUCAGUGCCACCCCGACGCACGAGGAUAUGGCAACCAAAGCCGAGCUCAACAGGCACGUGGCCUUCAUAGACUCCAAGGACCUGCAGGGACAGAACGGAAAGGUGAAUCCUAAUGGAGACGAAGAAGUGGAUGAGGAGGCCAUGCAGGGAAAAGGAAAGCGGAAGAAAUCGGUGGCAGACUCUAUUAGUUCGGUCUUUUCUGAUACUCCCAUUGUAGUCUGAGGGAGGAUGUGUCUUUUUGGCUAGAGACAGUUCUUUGUUGUGGCUUUCCUGGACUAAGAGACUAAAGUACACAGUUUGCCAUCCUCAGUGUUUGGCUGUUUCUGCAAAACCUUUCCAGCAUUUUAAUCUGUAGCACUUAAGUAUAUACUGUGAAAAGGUCUUGCCAUAUUAGUGGAAUCUAAACUUGGAGUGUUUAGAUGUUCCUGUGAGUUUAAGCCCACUAAGUGAGACUAGAGGUAGUAUAACGGAUAAACAACAAAUGCAAUUUGCGAUUUCUCAAUAAUCAAGCUAGAAAGCUAUAGGUUGAGAGACGUUAGAACAUUAAUGCAUCCACUAUAUAAUCACAUCAUAAGCAUGAGCUUUGCAGACUGCUAAGAAGAAUAUAGAAUGAAGCUCUUGUAGCUAAUUAUAUUUACCACAAUUUAUGCUAAUCUUACCACUUUAUGUAAAGCCAUAUGCAUUUGAGAGGACAUUCACAAGAAAACGAUGGAAAAGUAUUUGUUUCUGUGGAACAUUAGAGGAAACACUUUGUAUAUGAAACAUUCUCCACCUUUAUCUGGUAAAGGGAAGAAAAACAAUUCUGGUUAAACUCGAUCAGCUGUUUGAAUCUAAACUUUUUCAGUCCAAUUUUAUUAGCAAUUUUAGAAGUUUAAAUGCUGGAUGCCAAUAUAAAACUAUCAUCUUUAUGAAACUAUAUUUAAAUACAGCCAUUUUUGAACCCAUUAACCAUCACAUAAAAAAUGCAGAACCUGUGCAUUUUCAGCCGCUCGAGCUCAUCUGUCAUGACAACCAGGGAGUGACAUAUAACCGAAAUGCUAAUGCAAUCUUUUAAUAGAAUGACGUGUCCCAUCUGCUUGCAUUCUCAUCUUUAAAGCAAUGAUGAUUUGAGCCUGGAUUCAACAGCCAAAACAGUUUCGAACACUCAGACCUCUUCUCACUUUGCGUUCAUUUGCACUUGGUGCUGACUCAUCCAUUGUCAGAAUGGAUGUCAUAUUUAAAGCCCCUGAAGCGCAUAUGUAAUAAAAUGCCAAAGGCUGAGGGAAUUUUUAAUUAUUAUUAUUAUUAUUAUUUUUAGUUAAAACCAUUAUAGCUUUCUGAAUGAAUUAGAAAAUCAAGUUUGAAGUUUGAAAUCUGGUCGAAACGCAGUGAUUAGCCGAAUCUCCCUCAUGUUCUGAGAUUCUAAAUUAUUACUACAGGCGUACAGCAGUGAUCUCUCAAAGACCAAUAUUAUAUUUGCAUAUACAAUGCCAUAGGAAUCUAAAGAGACUGCUAUGAAUCAUAAUGUAAUGCGUGAAGCUUCUUGGCUGUGCUCAAGAUCGAUGACUAGAUGCAUUCCAACCAGAAAUCAACAUUAUGCAUUUUGAUUGCAACGUUAUUGUCAUGGUGGACUGAAAGGGCAUGGUAGGACUGUUCUAGAACGCCAGUCAAUGAUGUUAGAGAACCAGACGUGGAUUUAAAACGUCCAGUGCACAUGGUCUCUAGAACCCUUAAUUCCGGGAAUGCCACUUCCAUUAUUGUGUUCCUGGAACAUCUCACGUGUUAACCAUAACCACAUAUUUAUAACAGGGUCUGGUUGGGAUCAGCGAGAGCAAUCUUAGUUUCCUCCGACCUCUUUCCCUAGUAACAUCGUAAUUACAUCCUGUUUUGCGAGCGAGGGAGUGGGUGAAGCUAUUAAAUGUUUGAUAGGUGGAUGAACUCACAAACAGUGUUAUCUCAGGGAGAGGGAAUGACAGAUAAUAGCAGCUAUGGCAGACUGCAGUCAUGGGCAGUUAGGGUCUCUUACACGUCUCUCCAGCUGCAAUCCAAAAUUAGUGUGGAGGGGAGGGAAAGGCCUUACCAUCACGAGCGCUGUGGGAGGAGGCCUGAGAUCUCUGCGGUCUGUUCGCGAAGAGACAGAAAAGCCAAGUGCUCCCCCUAAAACCACAUCCAGCAGCUUAUCGCCCCUGUCGUGUGUGUUCUUCUGAACUGUGUGUCCUUGGCUAUAUCUCAUUACUCCACAUUUGACAGUACACCUGUGCUCUUGUAUGUGCAAACAGUGUUUGUUUUUACAGUGUUUAUGAGAUUGUGUCAUUUUAGGUAGCCUUUUUCCCCUUGAGGUUCCAAAGAGACUUAACUGAUUCCUUGUUCUUCUGUGUAUUGUUGUUCCUAUACAGUUGUCUAGAUUCCACUUGUGACUAUUGGAUAUUGGUAAAACCUCUUUUAAUG
Molecule: messenger RNA, 4002 nt
Organism: Carassius auratus (goldfish)
Lineage: Eukaryota; Metazoa; Chordata; Actinopteri; Cypriniformes; Cyprinidae
Product: amphoterin-induced protein 1-like
Exons: 2
Coding region: 307-1797 (496 amino acids)
Biological process (GO): brain development
Cellular component (GO): membrane
Molecular function (GO): protein binding
Source: RefSeq, a predicted model, not a curated record